Molecule: messenger RNA, 1208 nt
Organism: Puccinia graminis f. sp. tritici CRL 75-36-700-3
Lineage: Eukaryota; Fungi; Basidiomycota; Pucciniomycetes; Pucciniales; Pucciniaceae
Exons: 4
Coding region: 100-834 (244 amino acids)
Molecular function (GO): hydrolase activity
Source: RefSeq, a predicted model, not a curated record
CAGCUAUAAUACAUUCUUUUAAUUAUUCCAUUCGAAUAUAUAUCGGUCUCUUCUCUCCAAGAAAUAUACCUUCAUUAACUCUAGAGGCAUCGGGACGAAAUGCUAUUUCCAACCACUUUGACAGCCGUCAUUGUACUCUUCAAUUUCAUAAAUUCACAAAUCAUCGUUGAGGCAUCCCAUACUGAAAAUGCGCUUGCUGAGGUAGUCGUCUCAGUCAAAGUUGAUCCCACAAAUAUUUGUGGGGAUUAUCAGAUUGUAGCUGCUCGUGGUACAAAUGACCCUCAAAGUGGCUCACCCACCUACGCCGAUUUGAUCAAAAUAGUGGAGACUACAAUACCUCGAGGUUCUAACGUGGAGAUUCAAUACCCAUCUAACAUGGAAUAUGCCAUAACUCCUGUUCAUGGAGCUACUGCCGGUGUCACAUAUUUGUCUGAUCAAAUGUUCACAUGUCCGAAACAGAAAUAUGUUUUUGUGGGUUAUUCCAAAGGAGCCAUGGUCAUUUCACAACUGAUGAAGGAGCUGCCGAUAUCCGAGGAUAAAGUUGUAGCCGUUGUCCUAUUUGGUAACCCCUACCACAAGCCAGACGCUCCGCAAAAUCGCUGCUCCGGGACUGGCGGUUUCGGGAUGGAUGCAAUGUUUGCGGAAUCCAUCCCAUCACAAUACAUCCCGCUGACCUACGAUUGCUGCAUCAAGUGGGACCUGGUUUGCCAGACGAUCGGAACUGUUGCCAAUCACAGGGCGUAUCGCGGCUCGCAAGAGGAAAAGAAUGCAGCUGCCUUCGUAAUCUCUCAGCUUCGCUUGAAGCUAGGCCACAGUUUCAGAAUAGGCGCAUAAUUCAGAACACAACAUACCAAACACGUAACCAGAAACUCUGAAGUUUAUGCUUUCACAUUGCGGCGUGUUUCGUGCGCUUAUGAUGGACGUGCCUUCAGUCAUGGUGGCUUCUACAUGUCUUUCUGUCGGCAAGGCAAUCAAAUACACUCCUUAGUUGCAAUCGACUUCCCGACACCAAAUUAAGCCUUAUCCUCCCUUUUCUUGUAUACCAAUCAAAUUUCCAGGCAACGUCUCUGGAGACCUUCCUCUGUUUUCUUAUAAUAUUAUCUAUCGUUGUAAACCACUUUGACACUCUCUCUAUCAACAAACUGAAUUGAUCACUUGUCAUAUCAAUAUCAUCUGCAGAAAUCCUUGAAUUUUGAUACGAUUUAGGC